Messenger RNA from Oikopleura dioica, 1266 nucleotides. NCBI's taxonomy places the organism in Eukaryota, Metazoa, Chordata, Appendicularia, Copelata, Oikopleuridae. The record is from the annotation of a GenBank genome assembly.
AUGAAGAAGGAUUUGCGCCCUGACUCCGCUAAGAUCAAGACCGACUCGGCGAGUAACAACUACGUCGGCUUCGCCAACUUGCCGAACCAGCUUUAUCGUAAAGCUGUCAAAGAUGGCUUCGAGUUCACGCUGAUGGUCGUUGGCGAAUCUGGACUCGGGAAGUCGACUUUGACAAAUUCGCUCUUUCUCACGGACAUUUACGGCGCCGAGUACCCUGGUCCAUCGCAGCGAAUCAAGAAGACCUCAAAGGUGGAGCAAACACGAAUCACCGUCAAAGAAAGUGGAGUACAACUCAACUUGAGCGUGGUAGACACUCCCGGCUUCGGCGACGAAGUCAACAACGACAAAUGCUGGGAUCCGAUCAUUGAGUUCAUCGAGUCCCAGUUCGAGCUUUAUCUGAACGCGGAAAGUCGAGUUGAGCGGCCGUGCAAGAUCCAGGACACACGAGUCCACUGCUGUCUCUACUUCAUUGCGCCCAGCGGCCACGGGUUGAAACCCCUCGACAUUGAAUUUAUGCGACGCCUUCAUGACAAGGUUAACAUCAUCCCUCUUAUCGCCAAGGCAGACACUUUGACUCCUGACGAGUGCCACGAGUUCAAACGCGAAAUCCUCCGUGAAAUAGAGCUGCACAAGAUCAACAUCUACAAGUUCCCAGACGGAGCAGACGACGAAGAAGCCCGAGCGAACAAGAGAAUCCGUGAACGGAUCCCAUUCGCCAUCAUUGGCUCUAAUCACGUUCUCCAACUGAAUGACAGACGCGUGCGAGCGAGACAGUAUCCCUGGGGCAUUUGUGAGAUCGAGAACGAAGAGCACUGCGACUUCAAGGUCCUUCGUGAUAUGCUCAUUCGAACACACAUGCAGGAUCUUGUCGACCUAACGGCGAUGGUGCAUUACGAGAACUUCCGCGCCACGAAGCUCUCUCAACUGAUGUCCGGUAACGCAAAGAGCACUACCUCGCCCCUGCACCAGCUGGACGUGGAACGGCGAGAACACAAGAACAAAAUGAAGCGAAUGGAAGCCGAGAUGGAGCAAGUUUUCGAACUCAAGGUCAAGGAAAAAAUCAGCCGACUCAACGACUCUGAAAUAGAGCUUCAACGGCGCCACGAGCAACAGAAAAAGAAGCUGGAAGCGGAAUUCGCCGAGAUCGACUUGAGGCGGCGCGAUUUCGAAAAAGAAAAAGCUGAGUUCGAGUACGUCUACCGCGAAUUCCAGGACAAGAUCCAGACGAGCGACAAAAAGAAAAAGAAAAACGCCUCGCUCUUCUAA